CCGUAUCCAAUCUGAAUUUGUGUUUUAGGUUAUUUUGAGUUCCAUGUCGUUUAAAUUGUUAUUAAAUAUUAAAUAGAUAAGAAUAAAAUAAUAAGAAAUGUCCGAAACUGUCGAAAUAUUAUCCUCGGAUGACGAGGAAUGUGUAAUGUCUAACUCGCUAAAACGAAAAAUAGAAGGGAUUGAAAAAGAGGAGUCGGAAAAUAGCGAUGUUAAUAAUGCAUCGAAGCAUCCAAAAUUAGAAGAAAAUAUUAAUUCCUUAGACGAAGAAAAGGAAAACAUAGCACAAACUAAUAAAGUAGCUGAAAAUGGAGAAAUACCAUCCCGUCAUACUCAUUUAGAAGAAAUUUUAAGGUUAUUCUCGUCCUCGGAAAAACUAGUGGAACUUUUACAAAUGUUGUACAAAAAAUUUACAUCAUCGAAAAUUCAAAACACAUUCAUGGAUAAAAUAAGAUUGUUAAAACCUCAUUUUGAUAAUGUCACCAAUUACAUUAAUUCCGAAAAGUUUACAAAUUUGAUUCAAUCAAAAAUUGAAACAUCUAGAAAUGCUAUUACAAGCCUUGCAUUACAACAGUUUGUCGAUGUAUUUAAGGAAAUUGAAAUUGCAAGUAAACGGGCUACUACAAAUACGAGCAGUUUUAAUGAGAAAGCAAUCGCAAAGCUGGAAUGUUUCCUUGAUAAACUUAACGCAAAAAUUCAUAAAUUAGAAAAUGCUGAAGUUAAUUUUGAUGAUGAAGAAAAUUCAACGUAUAUACAACUAGAACGAUAUAAAAGAAGGGCGUUUGAAGUAUAUAAAAAAUUAUGUUCUUAUUAUAAACAAAGUGUCUAUAUAGGAGAUUUAAGUAGAACUAGACUUGAUUUUUGUGCCUCACAAACAAAUGAAAUUAACAUAGCUAUUAACAAAGUCUUUAGAGAUGGAACAACAUUUCCGGAUUAUUCUCAAAUAGAAGAAAUAAUUCGAGAAUGUGUUGAUGAGAAAAAACUAAAUUAUACAGAAAAUCGUAUUAAGAAUGAAGCGGAAUUUUGUUUUCGAAAAUUAGGAAAUCUGCUUCAACGACGUCGACAAUUAGAAUUAUACAAUAUGCAUACUUAUUAUUUAGGUAGUAAUAGUGAACCAUCGGAGGAUGAGGAGUUACUCGAAAAAUUAAAUCAGCAUAAAAACGACGCCAAAGAAAAGAUGUCGAAAAUUUGCGAGAAAUUUGUUAAGUUACAGAAUGAGGGAAAAGAAUUGACAAUUUCUGAUGAUUCGGAUGAUAGUGAAUAUGAAUAUUCAGAUGAUGAUUAAUUUGAGAAUAGAUCUAAUCUUGAAAAUUAAAUUUUUCCAUAUAAUUAAUAUGUUUAUA
Molecule: messenger RNA, 1340 nt
Organism: Onthophagus taurus
Lineage: Eukaryota; Metazoa; Arthropoda; Insecta; Coleoptera; Scarabaeidae
Product: daxx-like protein
Biological process (GO): regulation of DNA-templated transcription
Cellular component (GO): nucleus; PML body
Molecular function (GO): histone binding; transcription corepressor activity; nuclear androgen receptor binding
Source: RefSeq, a predicted model, not a curated record